AUGUGGAAAACCAUCAUCUCAGCCGGCCAACAAGCCACCCUCGCUACUAGAAACCAGGUCUCAAAAGCCACUCCUAAAUCACUCGCCACCCCAACAGCAACAAGGACGCCCUUCAGCACAACCCCACUCUGCCAGAUCGAAAGGGGCCAGGGUUCACUUGAGCGUGAAACUUUGAACCCGGAGCGCUCCGAGACUGCCAAAUCUGGCACGGAUGGCGAGGUCGCCAAGCACCCUUCUGCAUUCGAUCCAAAGAACACAGCACCUGAGACCGAGCUCGCGGCCACUGAAGAGGAAAGCAGGCAAGAAGGCAAGAAGGAGAGUCCUCUAAAUAUGAGCCCCGCCAAUAGGGAUGCUAGUGCUUGGAGGCGCCAGGCUGAGGACGGGCCUGAUCGGAAUCAGGAUCGUGGGGCUUCUAGCGCUCGUGGGGCGACGAAGAAGGGCCGUGGUAUUCAUGUGAAGGAAGAUGGGACUCAUGUUUCGUACCGGGAUUGA
Penicillium vulpinum is the source of this 492-nucleotide messenger RNA. RefSeq lists its product as uncharacterized. Bases 1 to 492 code for a protein of 163 amino acids. The transcript has a single exon. The record is from RefSeq and is a predicted model, not a curated record. Lineage: Eukaryota; Fungi; Ascomycota; Eurotiomycetes; Eurotiales; Aspergillaceae.